AUGACCCACGGUCUCAACAUCCUAGGCACAUACGUCCGAACUGGCUCUUCACCCACCAACCUCUCAAAUUGCCCUGGAUUUCUAUUUGGAUUUUCCGCAGGGGCUUUCAAUUCUUUCCUCACCAACAAAUGCUUCGAAUUUGGCAACACCAACAAAGUACCCUGGGAAACCAACCGCUUCAACUCAUCCAAGUCGACAUCUACCCCUUCCGGAAUAUCUCCCUCCUUCACUCUCUUUGGAUCAGCGUGCCCUUCAAUUGCCGUAAUUGCUAAUCGCGCCGUGUCGUCUUCCUCCUGUAUAUCUGCCCAAUCACUAGCCGUCUCGUGACAUAAUUUUUUCCCAAAUUCAAUUGCCGCUUGCGUCUGUUCUUCAUCAUACUCUUGCAACGGAAUUUGAGGCAACGGAGGUGCUGCCGGACCCCUGCCCCCGGAACCCCUUCCCCUACCAACACCGGACCCAAUCGCGAAGGUAGCACCCCGCUCGCACCUAUCAUAUAAACAUCAAGAUCAGACGGAUCAGUCAGCCUGACAUCUGGUGCCUCGUCCUCUUUUGUCGCAGGCAAUGGCAACCGUGACAUCAAAUCGGCAUUUGCAUUCUCUCGCCCUGGUCGAUACUUCAGUUCAUACGUGUACGCUGACAGGAAGUCAUACCACCUCUGUACGCGAUUGUUUUUCUCUGCCAAACUCCCCAAAUUUCGCAAGGGUUGAUGGUCACUGUACACUUCAAAGGGGAUGCCAUAAAAUAGUUGUUCGAUUCUUCUUAAUCGCCCACACUAUCGCACCCGCUUCCAGCUCAGUCGGACUCCAUCUGGUUUCAUUCGGGAAUGUGGAUCGGCUCAAAAAGCAUAGCGGUCUAAUACUCCCAUCUCGUUGCUCUUGCUCAAUUACGGCUCCCAAGCCCGAAAUCGACGCAUCAGCGGUUAGCCGAAACGGCCGCUCUCCCGAUAUCGCACCCUCAUAACACGGAAAUGCCAAGACCGUAGGACCAGACAGAAUAUCCAUCAUCUUCCUUACCACCGCCACAUGAUCAGCCGUGAACGCAAACUUCUCUCCCUUUUUCAGCAUUGCAUUGAUCGGUUUCAAUUUUGCCGACAUGUUCUUCAGGAACUUCCGAUAGUACGACAAAGACCCCAACAACGAUCGUAGCUGGCUAACAUUAGUGGGCAUUGGCACUUCACGCAGCGGUCUGACCUUUUCCGGGUCCGGC
Ectocarpus sp. CCAP 1310/34 is the source of this 1206-nucleotide messenger RNA. The record is from the annotation of a GenBank genome assembly. Lineage: Eukaryota; Phaeophyceae; Ectocarpales; Ectocarpaceae.